AUGGACCGCAUGCAAACACAAAUAGGGAACAGGCAUGCUUCCACUCCGUUUCAGAGCCAAGUAGGUGCAGCGAGCAGUGCCAGGAAACGGUACAGAGGCGGCGAAGCGCAGCGUCGCCCCAACUCCCAGGCAUCUCACGAGACGGGGGCCAAGAGCAGGCAGCAGCACGCUGCAGAGCGUGCCUACUCGCCGUCAGCAACGUCAUGGGAAGCGAAAACCGGACGCCUCUCCGACGGCGUGGGCUCCAGCAGACGGACACCUGCAGUUGGCCGUGAAGUGUUUGACUCGCCGACGCCAGAAAGCGAACCAGCAUCCUCGUGUGCGUCGCCUCAAGACCCGGUGGAGGAUAUGGACUCGUUGGAACCCUGGAUCCAGAAACAACUGGUGGCGCUGCGAGCAGAGCACGGAGGAGGCACGACGCGCUGGCCCAAGUACCUCGGCAGUAUUCUAGUCCCGGUUCGCGCCACUGCCACGCUUGAGCCCAUGGCGGUGACGAGUGGCGCGGAGCUGGUGCUCAAGGUGAGCCCAAUUAUGUCCAACGGAACGGGAAGUCUGGGUCGUCACAACCGCAACCGGCAGCGUCAGCGACUGCGCUUCGCAGUGCGGGUGUGCACCGCUGAGCACGGCCGCGAGUUUGGGCGUCUUGAGCCGCUGGAAGCGCUCGAUCUACCAACUUGCCUCGGUGCUUUGCAGAGCGCCAAUCUGAUUAUAGCGCGAGCUCGAGCGGUGGACUGCCCGCUGCACAUUCGAUUCGCCUGUGUGUUUAUUGCCGAGGUUGCCAUAUUUGCUGCCAAGUCUAUGUUUUCCUUCGCUGCACCCGGGGAGCGUAGCGGUCGGCGACCUGCAGGCUUCGACGCGGACCAGGAGGAUGCACUCACGCACUGGAUUGCACAGCUCUUCCACUCCCUAACCGGUUCAGGGACGGACACCAACGAAACAACGGCUCUGAGUUCGGAUACCAUUACCCAUACCAAGGCGCGAAUCGAAGCACCCGGAGAGCGGGGCUCCGCUUCGGUAACCAAGUGCCUACGCACUGAGGCCUUCCGCCCCGAGGACGCCGUCCAGUGGAUCCUAGCCGCUGCCGAAAACGUCCAUGUUGAUGCACCACCGGUGCCGGUGCCGCCACUGUUGGCGUCGACGCUGCGUCCGUACCAACAGAGUGCCCUGAACUGGAUGGUUGCUCGCGAACGAGCUCCAAGUCAUACUCCAAGUAGCGACGAUACCCAACAAACCUGGCGGGAGCAGCGUCUCCCCGAUGGAACGCGCUACUUCCAGCAUCGAGUAUCGGGCCGGGUAUCGCUGCAGCCGCCGAUGACGUCGCCGGCGGUAGCCGGAGGCAUCCUAGCGGACGAAAUGGGACUCGGGAAAACCGUCGAAGCGAUUUCGUUAAUGUUGGCAAACCCACGACCUCCCCAGGAGCAGACACGACUCGACCGACAGGCAGCGCUGUUCACGAAGCAUCCCGAGCGCGUCACCACCGAGUCGCACCGCGAAAACGAGUCCGAUACGAAGGCUGGUGGACGUCGAGCUGCCAAUGCCGCAGCCGCAGCUCAAACCAGACGGUCGCUCGUCGACAGCUGCUGUGGCGGUACGCUGAUUGUCUGCCCCAUGUCGAUUCUCAGUCAGUGGUGCGCUGAACUCAACACUCAUGUCGCCGAUGAUGCCGAUUUCAUUGUCCAUAUCUACUACGCGAAUGAUCGCGAGACGGAUCCCUUGGUCUUGGCGCGUUUUCAGGUGGUGAUUACCACCUACGGUACCCUGUAUUCGACCUGGAAAAGCACCCAACAAACUGAAUCCGCGGAGGCGCGCGGUUUGUACGCACUUCGCUGGCAUCGACUGAUCCUGGACGAGGCGCAUGUCAUCAAGAAUCCCAGCAGUGGCUGCUCUCGUGCCGUGCUCGACCUGAGAAGCCGUUACCGCUGGGCUCUGACGGGAACCCCGUUGCAGAACAAUCUCGAAGACAUCUAUCCGCUGUUGCGGUUUCUGGCGGUGGAACCCUGGUCAGAUGCCUCGCUUUGGAAACGGUACAUAGCGCGUCCCUUCGAGUCAGGUCAAGCGGCAAAGAUGCAGGCAGCGCUCUCGCUUUUGUCAUCGAUUCUUCAACCGCUGAUGCUACGUCGAACGAAGCGCACACUGGACGAGCACACUGGUGCACCGAUUCUGGAGCUACCCGCCAAGCAGACGGAGGUCGUAUACGUAGACCUAUCUGCUGCCGAACGACAGCUCUAUGAUGCCGUUUACAAGGCAAGUCGAGCGCGCUUUUCCACGUUUUUGGCAGACAAUCAGAUCACCUUUUACUUGACGACGGUAUUUGAAAUGUUGAUGCGCAUUCGACAGCUCUGCGAUCAUCCGCUCCUGAUCAUGUCCUGCCCGGCACGCGACCUGCAUAUUCUCCAGGAUGUGCAGAAGUUUAUGCAACGCUUGACGGAAGGCCGAGGAUCAGACCAGGCGACCACGUACCUGGAAACGUUGGCGGGCCAGUUGCAGCAGAGUCUGCACGAUGAGCGCUCCAUCGAGUCCAGUACGAACACCAAACCCUUGUGUCCGAUCUGUUUGGAGAGCAUCGAUGACGCAGUGGCUUUACGGAACUGCGCGCAUGUCUUCUGUCGAGACUGCAUCUUGACGUUGCUGCUGAGCAAUCGACACGGGAACGCCCAAUGUCCCGUGUGUCGGAAAGGCUGCUCUUUUGCCGAUGUGAUGAGUACGCCGCGUCGGUCUCGCUUUCGCGUCGACCUGGAGAGGGGUUUCUUCCUCAGCACCAAGCUCGCGAGACUCGUCAAUGAUCUCGUCGAAGCAGUGCAGGCGUUCGAGCGCGAUCCUGUUCGGCACGGCAAAUGUGUGGUGUUCUCCCAGUGGACCGGUAUGCUGGACCUGAUUGAACGAGCGCUGCAAGCAUGGAAUCACGAGCACGCUCGAACGCUGUUUCAAGUGGGGCGUCUUGAUGGCACGCUCUCCCAGAGCCGACGAACAGCGGUACUCGAGGCGUUUGCCACGAUGAAUCCGUCUACCUCGGCCGCAACCGCCACUGGACGGAUGAACGUGCUCUUAGCUUCGCUUCGUGCGGGAGGCGUUGGUUUGAACCUCACCGCCGCCUCCUCCGUCUUUUUGGUGGAUCCCUGGUGGAAUCCUUAUGUAGAAGAGCAGGCCAUGGAUCGGGUUCAUCGAAUGGGACAGACUCGUACUGUACAGAUUCGGCGUUACAUCGUUCGAGACUCUGUCGAGGAGCGUAUGCUCUUGCUUCAGGACAAGAAACGGAGCAUGGUAGAGGAUGCACUCGGCAGUUCUGGUACAGAGAAUCAAUCGAGUCGACUGGCGGACCUGCUCUUACUGUUUUCCUUGGACGCUGGCGGUGCCACGGGAUCUCGCUCGAAGCGGCUAUGA
Molecule: messenger RNA, 3381 nt
Organism: Cyanidioschyzon merolae strain 10D
Lineage: Eukaryota; Rhodophyta; Bangiophyceae; Cyanidiales; Cyanidiaceae
Product: probable DNA repair protein RAD5
Exons: 1
Coding region: 1-3381 (1126 amino acids)
Molecular function (GO): ATP-dependent chromatin remodeler activity; zinc ion binding; ATP binding
Source: RefSeq, a predicted model, not a curated record